Molecule: messenger RNA, 3461 nt
Organism: Anneissia japonica
Lineage: Eukaryota; Metazoa; Echinodermata; Crinoidea; Comatulida; Comatulidae
Product: transcription factor Sp5-like
Exons: 2
Coding region: 208-1350 (380 amino acids)
Biological process (GO): regulation of transcription by RNA polymerase II
Molecular function (GO): DNA-binding transcription factor activity, RNA polymerase II-specific; RNA polymerase II cis-regulatory region sequence-specific DNA binding
Source: RefSeq, a predicted model, not a curated record
GAUGAAAGCCUAAAGUGGUCUCUGAAGUGAACCGCCUAUUCACGCUUUGUGUACAAAUGCAAACUAAUUGAGUAGCUGUGACGAUCCAGCCUCUUUAGACAGGCUAUCAUAAGAUUCAGUCCCGCAGCGUUCAUCUCCCAACCACGGUGUUCACCUAACAGACAUCCAUGCUAAAUUAAGUAUUAUAUUAAUGAAGAUUCGACUGUCAUGCCGGCUACGAGUCGAACAAACACUAUGAGCUUCAGUUCUUGCAAUCCCCUUGACAUGCUGGUUGAGACAUGUAAAAACAUAGGCAAAGGAGAACCCUCCACAACUUCGAGUCACGGUCAUGGAUUUAUUGCGCCUCUACGAUCCCAACCAGAUUCUCAUCAACGGCUACUUCAAAUGGCUUCAUCAACAUCAACACUGCCUAGACUGGCCACGGCCUUGAUUUCACCGUUACGGCAAUCGACGCCUCAAUCGUCUGCUCAUACGUCAAUGUGUUCGCAAUACAAUCUUCCCCCAACUCCUCCCGCUGAAGGUUCAACAACGAGACCUGAGUUUUUUCGUAGAUGUAGAUCUUCCUGUUCUUGUGGAACUUCGAACUCAAUGUUCACUACUCCAUACUAUACACAUCUUCGACCAUCGGAAAUGCCUCUGUAUUUACCACUAAGUACGAUGCCAUGCAGCUUCCCAGCACCGAGCUUAAAUGAAAUGGCAUCGAUGGACGCUCUUCAAAGUCAUUCAAGUCGAUGUGCUUCGAUCUCUUGUUGUAGGCAUUACCCUGCAGUACCAUCGCAAGCGUCUCCUACUGCGACAAAUGCCAGCUUACAACCACUGUCGUCACCCAUUUCAUUAAUGGACUAUUCUGCUUAUCCAUCGCACUCAAUAGCAACAGGAACAUCUUCUGCCUAUAUUACUGGCGUACACGACCUGGUGCCACACGUUGGCUAUGGUUCUCCGAUGCCAUACCAUCAAUCGCCAACCGCAAUGCUGUCAAAACUUGCAGCACGGCGAUGCCGACGAUGCCAAUGUCCGAACUGUCAGAAACCUACAGAUCCAGCAGAUAAAAACAAGAAAAAGCAACACAUUUGUCACAUACAGGGGUGCGGCAAAGUUUACGGAAAAACAUCUCAUCUAAAAGCGCAUCUCAGGUGGCAUUCUGGCGAGCGACCAUUCGUUUGCCAUUGGUUGUUUUGUGGCAAAAGUUUUACACGUUCGGACGAGUUACAGCGCCAUCUUCGGACACAUACUGGAGAAAAGAAAUUCGUGUGUUCAGAGUGCAACAAACGUUUUAUGAGGAGUGACCAUCUCGCUAAACACACCAAGACACACGUAAUAACACGAAAGAAAUUGACAAAGGAUUCUUAAUCUAAUGACUAAUUGCGUUUGGAGCAUUCUAUUGUAUUUGCGAUGCAACUUUAAAAUGUUGAAAUUAGUAGACCAGUUGUUAAAAUUCGUAGACCUGUAUCAAAUUUGAUAAUUUCAUAGCUAUAUAUACACAAAUAUUUUAGUCUCCAAAUUUAAUGGAUAUUUUAGAAUUUAUUCAGUGUUCAACAUAUACUGUCACCCAGAACAAGAACUCAAGUAUUAAAAUGAUUAAUAGACGUUUUAAAUACGGAAAUCCUUGACGUUUUUGCCAGAAAUUGACGGGCACGUUCAUGCCUAUAAGAACGGUGUUAUUAAAUAUCCAUUAUUUGGCAAAGGGCUUUUUUUUUCUCAUUCUAUUUUUCAGAUGGGAGCAAAUACUAUAACUUUUUUUUAAAGUUUAUGAAGUCUAUAUUUGAAUUACGUGGUAGUAUAUACCUUUUAUGAUAAACGUAAAUUUGUUGUUAUGGAAAUUACAUUAUUUAAUCUUUUAUUUUAAACAUUUUUAAAGAGCUUUUUGUAAGGAACACCAUUAGUGUAUGUAUGUAUCCAUCGAUACUAUAGAGUGUAAUGGAUAUUUACAUCAUACGUUGGUGUUUUUUUUCUGUUUUGAAGACAUUUUAUUAAUACUUUCCAAUAAAAUAUCCAAAUUUUUUUAUCAGCUGGCCUUCAUAUACUGUACUGUAUUAAAAACAACUUCAUUGAUGGGAACCCAAUUGGAAAUCGGCCGGACUCACUAGCCUAACGGAUGUUCCUGAUCCUCAUACUAUUUAUUUUCGUUCACAGUCAUUUUUAUUGCUGCAUAUGAUAUGUCGAGCAUCAAAUAAAUAUAUUCAGCCAAUCAAUUGAUCGAUCAAUGAAUCAGUCGAUCAAUAGGAAACAAGAUUUUUAUAUAGGCCUAGUUCGUAAAGAUGUGUCGCGAAUCUGUGAUGUACUUGACGCUUAUCGUCUCGUAUACUGAAUGCUUAAUGUAGCCAAAAUUUUGUUUGUUUGGUUUAAUCAUCAACCCAAUUUAAGGUUUUCCUUUUGUUUAUCUGUACUUGGAUAUUCCUAUUUAUAUUAUCGAAAUUAUAAUGUAAAAUAUAAAAUAUUGUGGAACGCCCCCAUUGUAUUGUUUCUGUUUAAUAAAUGAGUUUUUAAAGAUUAUUAGGUAUUUUGAUGCCAUUUACAAUAAAGAUAUUUGUGAUAUGGAUCUAAAGUUCGAAUUCCAAUACUUUAAUUACAUACAAUCAUAUUUACAGUGUUUGUUUAACGUUAACAUUAUAUUUAAAAAAAAGUAUGAUAUACAGUAUAUUGAUUGAUAUCAAAUUGCAUCUAAGAAUAUAAUUAUAUACAAUUACUGAGCAAAAUCAACGAUUUUUUAUAUUCCAUUGUGUUUCAGUUUGUUGAUGUUCAGUAUUUCAAAAGGGAGGUUUUGUGCACUUUUAUGAAUAUCGUUCCGCAAUACAUUUUAAUAUAUUUGAGCCGAUCAUCAUGCAUAUAAGUCACGGUGUACGUUCCUUUUUUUGACGAAAAUUAUCGGUUAUAUCACAGAUCCUAUAUAGGCCUACAGAUGUAUAUAGGAUCUGUGGUUAUAUGUUUGUUGGAAAAGUAAUGGACAUCAUUUUACACUUUGCAUAAUUAACCUUUACGGAAUAUCAAUCAAUUUAAUAGCUAACCAACCAGAACACCACAAUGAAUACGCGCUUGCACGAGUUUACGUACGUUUACGCUAUCUUUUUGAGGGACUAUAUCUAAUGGGCGGAGCUUAGCGGAAAGAUCCAUUACCAACUUACAAGAGUAAAUAUAAAAGAGAAAUUGAAAAUUCUACGUCGUUCAAAACACUCGGGGCGCAGGGCCUAUUUUCUACGCACUCACUUUGCGUAUUUAUCAAAUGCGAAACAUAUUGUUUUUUUUUGUGCUAGAAUAUAUAUAUUUAAAACAAAGCUGUGGUGUAUCGGCAUCGUGUUCGUUAAGUGUUCCGAACUCUCCCUAAAUUUUAUGAAAAUAAUAUUAUUUAAGAAAUAUAUUUAUAUGCAUAAACUUUGAACAAUUGUUAAUAUUUUUUAAAGUGUUGUUAUACGUUUGUUUCCUGUUAAAUGAUCCAAAUAAAAUUGUGAGAGAGAUAAAAACUA